This is a messenger RNA of Funneliformis caledonium, 1287 nucleotides long. Lineage: Eukaryota; Fungi; Glomeromycota; Glomeromycetes; Glomerales; Glomeraceae. The record is from the annotation of a GenBank genome assembly.
AUGACUUUGUUCCUUCCUGCUGGUUGCCUAAAUGAAAUUUUAGAAUACUUGAAAAAAAAGGAUUUACGCUCAUGUUUGUUAGUGAACCGUCUUUGGUGUAAAAUCUCUGUUCGAAUUUUAUGGAGAAGAAUGCAAAAUUUUAAAACUUUAAUCACUUGUCUUCCUAAGAAAUCCAAAGCAAUUUUAUAUAAGAAUGGGAUCAUAAUAUCAACCUCAAAACCACCAUUGUUUAAUUAUACAGCUUUUAUCAAAAUUCUUUGUAUUAAUGGUAUUCAUCAUGCAAUUAUAAGAUUUCUCAGGAAUCAUCAACCUUCUACUCCAAAAAGACUUGUUAAUAAUAAAAGUUUGAUAAUAACACAGGAAAUAUUUAAAAUGUUUAUGAAUCAAACCUCUUUGAAAAUUUUAUAUUUUGAAUUUAACAUAUCUCGAAUUUGUCAUAAUUUACAAUCACUAAAAAUAACUUUUGAAUAUUUCAUCUCAAAUGGAUUAACAGAAUUAAUUUCUGUUCAAAAAGAUUUAAAGUACUUGGACUUGUACUUGGAUUAUAUUUAUGAUGAUUCGAUUGAAUCAGAAUUGGAUGAUUAUUAUUAUAGUUAUUCAGAUGAAUCUGACUUGGAUUACUGUGACAAACAUUUAGAUGAAAGGCAAUCACUAGCAAAAAUUCCAAACGCAUUAACCAAGUUACACAUUAAAAAAAGGAUUAAAAGAUUUAAAAAUCUUCAACAUGUUAUCCUUCCACAAUUACAAAUUUUAACUUUUGAAUAUAAAUGUCCCAAAGUUGGAUACCUGAUCAAUUUCUUAGAAAUCAAUGGAAAGAAUUUAAAAAAACUUGAUCUUGGAAAAAAUUAUUCUUUUAAUAAUUCAUUAAAUUUAGCUAUAGCCAAUUUUUGUACAAAUCUGAAAACGUUACGAUUUACAUAUUCAAAUACAAACUUGAAUAACUUGGAUUCAUUAAAAGUGAUUUUUAAAGGUUGUGAACAAUUAGAAAGCCUUGAUUUUUUGUGCGGUAAUGAUUGUGAAGACUAUAUAAUGGAGCGUGAAUUUUUAGAGAUGGUUGUAGAAUUUUCACCUAAAAAAUUUCACGAGUUAAAGUUAGAAAUGGGAUCUUACGUAGAUAUAGAAACGGCAUUUCAAUGGGGAUUAAAGACUAUCUUUAAACGCUGGGCGAAUCGUGUGCCAUGUAUUCCACUUUCUUUAACUAUUAUUACGAAAAUAGCAUGGACAAUUACAUUGGAUGAAAGAAAUGACAAAUUAAUUGAAAUGUAUAAAAAAAUUAGGCGUUAUUAA